AUGUCUUCUAGUUUGUCAUUACUCGCACAUCUUCGCCCGCACGUACGGGCGCGAGUCCGACCGAGCACAAUUCGCAGUUUCUCCAUCUCCCAGCAUCACCACUCAGAUGCUUCCUCGGUAGCCGAGGCCUUCCUGUCGCGCUUCCAAUCCCUGGGGCCACAAACCCGUAUGCAAACGAUAGAUGCAAACCAGCUCCAGCUUCUCACCCUCACACUCAAUCGCCCGACCCUCUUCCCUGGCGCCCCCUCCCUAUCCAAUGGCGCUCCCGCCCCGCAAUCCGCAGUACCCGUGCCGCCGGGCUAUCACCUCGCGUAUUUCACGCCCGCGUUCAUGGAAAGUGAACUUGGGUCAGAUGGAACCGAUGCGUCGUACAAUCCAGACGUGCCCUUCACACGGCGCAUGUGGGCAGGCGGCGAGGUGCUGUGGCCCCGUUUGGAUGGGAAACCCAAUCCGUUGCGGGUAGGACAGGAUGUGGUGGAGACAACGCGGGUACUUAGUGCACAGUCCAAAGUUGUGAAAAAGACGGGCGAGGACAUGAUUGUUGUUGGGGUUGAGAAAGAAUUCGCCAACGAGCACGGCGUGUCAAUUAUUGACCGACGCAACUGGGUCUUCCGUAAAGCUCUACCUGUUCCAACUGCCUCGACGCCAUCUAGCACCCCUCCCUCGUCUUCCACAUCCCAUAUUGCGACCCCAAAUCCUACCUCCUUCAUUUCCACCGAGGGAAACACCCAUACACGAACCCUGAUGCAAACACCCGUGACACUCUUCCGCUUCUCUGCUCUGACUUUCAACCCUCAUAAGAUUCACUACUCACUGCCGUGGGCGCGGGAUGUAGAAGGACACAAGGAUAUUGUAGUACAUGGUCCGUUGAAUUUGAUCUCCAUUCUAGAUCUUUGGCGUGACACUCGCCAGAAUUUCAAGGAUUCUACCUUGAUUAUUCCCGAGCGCAUCACUUAUCGGGCAACGAGUCCAUUAUAUGCCGGGGAAGAGUAUCGGAUUGUACUCGAGGAGGGCGAGAGCACAAAGGUGGAGAUUAUUGGGCCCGGAGAAGUAGUCGCCAUGAAGGCCGAGAUCCAAUAA
Penicillium robsamsonii is the source of this 1080-nucleotide messenger RNA. Its product is annotated as hydroxyacyl-thioester dehydratase HTD2. The transcript is spliced from 2 exons. The record is from RefSeq and is a predicted model, not a curated record. Lineage: Eukaryota; Fungi; Ascomycota; Eurotiomycetes; Eurotiales; Aspergillaceae. Bases 1 to 1080 code for a protein of 359 amino acids. Gene Ontology annotation, cellular component: mitochondrion. Gene Ontology annotation, molecular function: (3R)-hydroxyacyl-[acyl-carrier-protein] dehydratase activity.